Chenopodium quinoa (quinoa) is the source of this 1554-nucleotide messenger RNA. Its product is annotated as UDP-glycosyltransferase 82A1-like. Gene Ontology annotation, molecular function: UDP-glycosyltransferase activity. NCBI's taxonomy places the organism in Eukaryota, Viridiplantae, Streptophyta, Magnoliopsida, Caryophyllales, Amaranthaceae. The record is from RefSeq and is a predicted model, not a curated record.
UCUCUCUAGAAUCACCAAAAAUCACAAACAUUUUAGACCCAAAACCAUCCUAAGAAAACCAUGUAGUAUACAUCAAAUAAAUAUAUAAAUUUUUACAAUAUGGUUUAUGGUGAGCCAAAAAAGAAAAUGAUCAUAUUAGUACCAUAUCCAGCACAAGGGCAUGUAACACCCAUGCUAAAACUAGCCUCAUCAUUAUCAACCUUCGGGUUUCGACCAUUGGUGGUGUUGCCGGAGUUCAUACACAGGUUGAUUUUCAACAAAAUCAACGCCGCCACCAAGGGUGGGAUCGUGUGUGUAUCGAUCCCAGACGGGUUGGAUGAGGAGAGUAAGUCUCGCGAUUUCUUUAAUAUUGAGAAAGCAAUGGAGGAUCACAUGCCGCCUUACAUGGAGCGUCUAAUUCGUAAGACUAGUAAUAAUAAUGGUGGUGAAAAUAUAGCAUGCAUGGUUGUUGAUCUACUAGCUUCUUGGGCUUUUGAUGUUGGGACUAAAUGUGGUGUUGCUGUUGCUGGGUUUUGGCCUGCGAUGUUGGCUACUUAUUCUUUGAUAUCUUCCAUUCCUGAGUUGGUCCAAAGAGGUCUCAUCUCCGAGUCAGGGCUCCCACAAUUUCAUGGACCAAUAUCAUUUCAACAUGACCAACCACUUCUUAAGAGUGAAGAUUUACCUUGGUUAAUUGGAACUCAAGCUGCAAAAAUGGCAAGAUUUAAGUUUUGGGCCAAAACCAUGGAUCGGUCCAGAUCUCUCAGGUGGAUCCUUGUCAACUCUUUCCCAAACGAGUCACAAAAUAUGGGCCAAAACACCAGGCACGGCCCAACCACUUAUUCAAUCGGCCCAUUAGGCAGUAAUGAAGUGAGUGAAAGCCCAACUUUUUGGGAAGCAGAUGAAAGCUGUUUGGGCUGGCUAGAGCAACAAGAGCCCAACUCAGUGAUAUACAUAUCGUUUGGAAGUUGGGUUAGCCCAAUUGGCGAAGCAAAGGUGAGAAAUUUGGCCCUAGCAUUGGAAGAGCUAAGAAGCCCAUUUGUUUGGGUUCUUGGGCCUGAAUGGAGAGAUGGGCUGCCCAAAGGGUACAUAGAAAGAUAUCAAAGAUUAGGUGACCAAGGGAAGAUAGUUGCAUGGGCACCACAAGUUGAAGUAUUGCAACAAAAGGCAGUUGGGUGUUACAUCACACAUUGUGGAUGGAAUUCUACUAUGGAGGCUAUACAAUGUAAGAAAUGCCUCUUGUGUUUUCCGGUGGCCGGCGAUCAAUCCUUGAAUUGCGAAUACAUCGUGAAUGUGUGGAAAAUCGGGGUUAAGAUGAAUGGGUUUAGUGUAAAGGAUGUCUGUGACGGUGUUAAAAGGGUGAUGCAAGAUCGAGAGAUGAAGAAGAGAAUCGAGGCUUUGAACAUGAGGGUCAUGGGGGAGAAGGCAAGCUUGGAAGUUAAAGAUAAUUUGUUAGGAUUCGUGAAAGAUAUUAAGAGACCGUUUAAUGCAUUACAAUUUAAUAUAUGAAGAAUCAUACUAUAAGGAAAGCUUGUGAAGUUUGUGAACUAUAUUACCUUUCACUUGUUAACUUUGUGA